This is a messenger RNA of Dunckerocampus dactyliophorus (ringed pipefish), 2244 nucleotides long. It is a transcript of the gene chn1, whose product is annotated as chimerin 1. The transcript is spliced from 7 exons. Gene Ontology annotation, biological process: signal transduction; positive regulation of GTPase activity. Gene Ontology annotation, molecular function: GTPase activator activity. NCBI's taxonomy places the organism in Eukaryota, Metazoa, Chordata, Actinopteri, Syngnathiformes, Syngnathidae. The coding region runs from base 333 to 1337 and encodes 334 amino acids. The record is from RefSeq and is a predicted model, not a curated record.
UCUGCCUGCCCUGACAGCAUCCAAACACAGUGUGCUGCCUCUGUUCCAGGGAGAAUAUCAGCUCAGCACAGGGAGGAGAGGAUUAACGCAACCACGCAUCUCAUCUACAUAUGUGUUCCAAAGGAACUGCAUGAGAAAGCAUUUUGGUCUCCGACCUUUGUCUGCUUGUUGACUGCUAUACCACGACAAUUCUUAUUCUGACUCAUUUGAAUUAUUUCAACAAUGGUGUUCGUGCUGCUUGGCGAGGACUUGCUUUGAGCAUCAGGGACUUUCUUCAUGUUUGGUCUUCGGGGGGGUCUCCUCACCUGAGCUGGGAGACGGCUGUGCCUAGGAUGCCGUCCAAAGAGCCCUACGAGGCUCACAAAGAGGACAAGUCUCUAGUGCAGAAGGCCAAGAGAGAGGCCAACCAGGAGGAGAUCUUGGCAGCCGCUCUGGGGAUGAGGAUGGGGCCAGAGAAACCAUCGGCCACCUUCUGGCAACCUCUUAAACUCUUCGCCUACUCACAGCUCACCUCACUGGUCCGCAGAGCCUCGCUGAAGGAAACCGACCGACCGCAAAGAUCGGAGAAAGUCCAUAACUUCAAGGUCCACGCCUUCCGCGGGCCUCACUGGUGCGACCACUGUGCCAGCUUCAUGUGGGGGCUGAUGGCUCAAGGGGUGAAAUGCGCAGACUGCGGCGUGAACGUCCACAAACAGUGUUCGUCUCUGGUUCCCAACAACUGCAAGCCGAGCCUGCGACACAUCCGUAAGGUGUACAGCUGCGACCUCAGCACCUUGGUGAAAGCUCACAACACGGCGCGCCCCAUGGUGGUGGACAUGUGCAUACGAGAGAUUGAGUCAAGAGGACUGACGUCUGAAGGCCUUUACAGAAUAUCCGGAUUCAGCGACUCGGUAGAAGAAGUCAAGAUGGCUUUCGACAAAGGUGGAGAGAAGACUGACAUCUCCGUGAAAGCCUACGAAGACAUCAAUAUCAUCACGGGCGCACUCAAGCUCUACCUGCGGGAUUUGCCGGUUCCCGUCAUCUCGUACGACGCUUACCCGAGGUUCAUCGAGGCUGCAAAGCUCACAGAUCCAGACAAGAAGCGUGAAGCUUUCCGAGAGGCUCUGGCUUUGCUGCCCCCUCCCCACAAUGAAACGCUCAAGUAUCUCAUGGCGCACUUGAAAAGGGUGACGCAAAACGAGAAAUACAACCUGAUGAACGCUGAGAACCUGGCUAUUGUUUUCGGGCCCACCCUAAUGCGCACCCCCAAUCUGGACGCCAUGACCGCCCUUAACGACAUCCGCUUCCAGAGGCAGGUGGUGGAGAUGCUGAUCAAAAACGUGGACGUGCUCUUCUGAACGCGCAUCGGGCUCUCCACUUCCUGUUUUUUCUUCCAAAAAAAGUUGUUUUUAAAUACUCUUUGUAGGGACUCUUCUUACCAUGCACGAGGUGACGCUCUUCUCGACUCCGUGCCUCCCCAUUUUUGUCGGGGGUUUUUUUGUGUGCCGCUGACAGGCCAGCAUGCAUCGGUGCUUUGUAUCUCAGCAUGUGGAAAGAUUGUGUUGCUGUGAUUUUUGCUUUUGUCUGUGCUGUGAUAGAUCUAGUCCACGUUCCCGGCUGCAGCCUGCUGCGCAGUUCUUACAACUUUGCGUCGCGACAACUAAAAAUAAGCUACUGGUUUUGUUGUGUCAGUGGGGGGGUGGGGGGUCCUUUUUACAAUGUCUUAUUUUUUUAUGACCCGUUUGUUUAUUGAACCUUUCAGACUUUCCUGUCAGUGUUUGCCUGACUUUUCUUGUACGCUUCAUAGCAUUACUUGUACAUUCAUUUUGUACUGUCAUUAUUUGUACACAAUUUGUGCAUGAGCCGUUUAAUUUAUUAAACCUGGUCAAAUACUGCCUCGGGAGUGUUUGUCAAUUUGCUUGAUUGUAAAUGCCAUGCACUUUAUAAUCAGGGCAGUGACUUAUUAUUCAACGUUUUUUUUUUUUGCUUUAGGGAUCCCCCUACAGGUUUAUAGUGUAAUUACAAGUGUCCAGGCUAAAUAUGAAAGACCCCUUUGUGGGCGAUCCUUUGUUGUCAUGGAAACAGGAGUGACACUAUUUCCUUAUUCUAAGCCAGUCUAACGCCAAAAUAAUAUUCCAAUAAUAAAUAUUAGGGGUGUAAUUUCGCUUCGGUUUAGUUCCUUGAAGUGCUUUUUAAUCAAAUUCUUUUAUUAAAAAAGAAAAUGCGAACAGAACUUUUUUGAAGACAAAUAAAAGCGACCCAUUU